Psylliodes chrysocephalus is the source of this 2378-nucleotide messenger RNA. The record is from the annotation of a GenBank genome assembly. Lineage: Eukaryota; Metazoa; Arthropoda; Insecta; Coleoptera; Chrysomelidae.
UUUUAGAAAUCUGAUUUUAAAGAAGUAAGAAUAGCAGAUGGCACUGUUCGUGGGAAAUUAAUAGUUACACAAGCAAAAACCGAUUUUUAUGCUUUUGAAGAUAUUCCUUAUGCUCAACCACCUAUUGGAGAACUAAGAUUAAAGGAAGCUUUGCCAGCUCUACCAUGGAAAGGAGUAUUAGAUACCACAGAAAAUUUAAAAAUAUGUUAUCAGUUUAAUCAGAAACAAUUUGAUCCUAGGGAAAACGAAGACUGUCUUGUUUUGAAUGUAUAUUCUACAGCGGAUCAAAGUGAUGACGAAUUACUUCCCGUAUUCGUCUGGAUGCAUGGAGGAGGAUUUUCAGUUUCGUCUGGAGCUAUAAAUACGUUUGGUCCCCAUUAUUUUAUGGACAAAAACAUUGUAGUUGUAACCGUCAACUUCAGACAAGGGGCUCUAGGGUUCUUAAGUACAGACGAUGAUGUAAUACCUAGAAAUCUUGGACUUAAAGAUCAAAAUCUAGCACUGAAAUGGGUACAAAAAAAUAUAGCGAGUUUUGGAGGUGACCCAUCGAAAGUAACUAUAGGUGGUCAAGAGUCGGGAGCAGCUUCAGUUGGAUAUCAUGUAUUUAAUAAAAAAUCACAAGGUUUAUUUAGAGCAGCCAUUAUGCAAAGUGGCUCUCCUUUAUCAUGCUGGGCUCUCCAAAAGAAUGCCAAACAUUUUGCUCAGUCUUUAGGCAAGGCUUUAACACCUAAUAACCAGAAUGACCUUACAUCGCAGGAGAUUCUGAAUAUAAUUAAAACAGCAGAUUUAGAACAGUUAAAAGCAGAAACUAUUAAACUUCAGAUUGCGAGAAGUUGGCGUCCAGACUUCUCCAACUGUCUUCCAAUGACCUCGUAUCCUAUGAGUCCUGUAGAAGAGGAAGAAAAUGAUGAAAAUGCUUUUGUGACGGGUAUGAACCACGAGAAAUUGAAAAACGGAGAUAUAACUCGAGUGCCCACUUUGAUGGGUUUUAAUUCGGAAGAAAUGUUAAUUUAUAAUGUAUCUAAGCUACUGGUUCAAACUAAUUUGGUAGACUCGAAUGAUAGUCUUGCCGUUGCUGCAAACUUGGAGAUGACAGAUGUAAAUAGAAAAGAAGCUGGAAAGGAAUUAAAAAAAUUAUAUACUAACUCUACAUUUGCUUCAACUCCAUUAGGUUCCAUUAGUUUCCUGAGUGACGGUUUAUUUAGCACACCAAUCGCCAAGCAUGCUCUUUUGCAAUCUCAAUACACAGACGUUUAUUUAUACCAAUUCUCGUACGUUGGAGUCUUGGGAAGAUAUGAAUAUACUGAUCUUGAAGGUUCCACUUAUGUUGGAAGCAAAGAAGAAUUGGGAUAUUUUUGGCAUAAUACAACAGCUGAUAACCUGGACCAAUUUCCUAAAGAAGAUAUUUUAACUCAUGAACGGGUUAUGGACUUGUGGUCACAAUUUAUUAAACAUUUGAAUCCUACUGCUGAUAAAUCUGAAGUACUAGGAGAUUUAAAAUGGCCGAAAGUUGCUGGGGAAGACUUAGUAUACUUAGAUAUUAAUUCAGAAUUAUCUGUAAAGAAAGGACCAAAAAAGUAUUCUGACUGGAAUAGAAUUUAUUCAAAAUAUGGAACAGGAAAGUUUGAUACAUAUUAAAAGUAGUAUGUGCCUAUUUAAUUAAUAAAAACGUACUAUAAAAAAUUAAAAACUUUUAUUUUCAUUACAUAGUAAAAAAGUAAACAAAAAGAUAAUACGCCUUAAAAUUCACUUCCUCUUAUGAGUCCAAUUAUCCUGGUGACAAUUGGGUAUUCAUAUUCAUCGCGAUAACUUAAGUCGGAGGAGGGAGUAGUACAAUAAAUAGAAAGUUCUACAAGUGGUGCCAGAUUUAGUUUGUAUGGCGAACACCUCCUAGCUGUGCAUAUCAGACACCAAAUUACCAAAAAUUGACUAAUUUCUAAAUAAAUAGUCAAAAUAAAUCAACUUAUUGGUAAAAAGAAAAUAAAACUAGCAGAAUUCAAUUGGAUGUAUUUUUAGUAGACAAGGUAGAUAGACCUUUUGGUGACUUUCAAAUUGUGACGGUUCUUGUUUGACAUAGGUUGAACUCAUCUCUUCAGUAACUUCGGUGGCUAAAGAAACGGUUAUUAACCAGCUAGCACAUAAAUUUCAUAAAUGUCGGGAUCUUCAAACUCAUAUAUUAUGUACUUUUAAUUUAACCCUUACAUCCAUCUCUGGGAGAAAAAUCUACAGUUAACUAAGUGUAAAAAGAAACACUGGAUAAUAACUGAAAUCUACAUAGUGGAAAUAACUAUAGCUAGCAUUAAAUGAGAACUAUAGUUAAAUAUAAGUCAUAAAAAUUAAUGACGUCACAACCCAACAGGUGUUCUUUACAACGAACA